Messenger RNA from Venustampulla echinocandica, 1029 nucleotides. RefSeq lists its product as uncharacterized. The record is from RefSeq and is a predicted model, not a curated record. Lineage: Eukaryota; Fungi; Ascomycota; Leotiomycetes; Helotiales; Pleuroascaceae. Gene Ontology annotation, molecular function: hydrolase activity, hydrolyzing O-glycosyl compounds. Bases 1 to 1029 code for a protein of 342 amino acids. The transcript is spliced from 7 exons. Gene Ontology annotation, biological process: glucan catabolic process.
AUGCAUAUCUCUUCUCUCCUUCUAAGUGCAGUCACUUUCAGCGGUGUUUUUGCUGUUCCCGCAACAAAUGCAGAUCCAGCUCCAAGUGUUUCCAACAAUAAGACAACAUCCAAUUUCUGGUUUGCUGGUGUCAAUGAAUCUGGUGCUGAGUUUGGAACUGCAAAUAUCCCUGGGAAAAAGGGAACUGAUUAUACAUGGCCCGUGGAUUCGACCAUUGAUACCUUGAUGGGCAAAGGGUUCAAUAUAUUUAGAAUUCCGUUUCUCAUGGAGCGACUUGUUCCAAACUCGCUCACUGGCGCUGUGGACUCAGCAUAUCUCAAUGACCUGAAGGCAACGGUCAGCCAUAUUACUGGAAAAGGCGGCUACGCAGCUAUCUGUGCUCAGAACUUUGGCCGUUAUAGAGGCAGUGUCAUCUCAGACACCUCCGGCUUUGGCACAUUCUGGAAAACCGUCGCUAGCCAAUUCAAAUCCGACUCCCAGGUGAUCUUCGACACUAACAACGAAUACCACGACAUGGACAAUAAUCUUGUCGCGAAUCUUAACCAAGCGGCUAUUAACGGCAUCCGGGCUGCAGGCGCGACUUCGCAAACCAUCUUCGUCGAGGGAAACUCAUAUACUGGUGCAUGGACUUGGGUUUCAUCUGGCACCAGCACAGCAAUGGCUGGACUGACGGAUCCAAACAGCAACAUUAUUUACGAGAUGCAUCAAUAUCUUGACAGCGACGGGUCCGGGACCAAUGCGAACUGCGUUAGCGGAACAAUUGGCUCAGAGAGGCUCCAAGCCGCAACAGCGUGGUGCAGGAGCAACAAGAAAAAUUGUAUUUUGGGAGAGACAGCAGUUGGCUCUAACAGUCAGUGCAUCAGCGCCAUUCAAGAUAUGCUGAGCUACAUGAAGUCAAACAAUGAUGUUUGGAGAGGGUGGCUGCUCUGGGGCGGUGGACCAUGGUGGGCUGAUUAUAUGUUCUCUAUGGAGCCGCCGUCUGGCAAGCAAUAUACUGGUGUCCUGCCUUCGAUUCUGCAGUAUAUCUAG